Molecule: messenger RNA, 3523 nt
Organism: Vicugna pacos (alpaca)
Lineage: Eukaryota; Metazoa; Chordata; Mammalia; Artiodactyla; Camelidae
Source: RefSeq, a predicted model, not a curated record
ACCUCCGCCCCUGCGAGAUGGCCUCCUGGUCGACAGGUCCCGGAGGGUAGCCCCCGAGGAGUGGGAGCUGCGCGUGUCGGGAGGGCCCAGGCAGGCCUCAUACCGACUGGGGCUCGAGUUGCCCCAUUUGCCGACUGGGAGCCCCUGUUUUCGUCUGCGAAAUGGGAUGCUGAUGCUUGUCUCGCAGGGCUUUUGUGACCAUUAAGGAUACGAGCGGUCGGUAGGACGCUGACAGCUCUUGUUUUGGAGUGUGUACACGUCCAUGAUUCCUAGGGCUGCGUCCCUGUUAGAUGAGUCACGUUGAAGCAUCUGGCCCGAGGCAGAUAGGUACUCUGAGCUUGGAGAGGUAGUUCUCACCCACCUGAUAGGAUGGUACUCCUGAAUCAUCAGACCCAGCCUGUGUCAUGGGCCAGGUCUCAGCAAGCACCCUGCUCUGGGUGUCAUACAAGACCCUAUGUGGAAUGCAGACGGGAGCAGACCUAGGUCCUGCUCUUGGGAUCGACCCCUAUUACUAAGUCUUCCCAAAGUCUUACCAGACUUUACUGGUUUUCUCUAAGAACAGGUCUCUUGUAUGUCGCUGGUGACAUCCAUGGAGGGAUGGUAAAGGUUCUGCCACAGAGCAUCAGAAAGUGCUAGUUGGACUGAGCCCUCUGGAGGUGCCCACCCAUCCCAGCCUGGAUACCUACACUGGGCAGGUGCUCACACACACUGUAAUUCAUGUGGCCUGCACUGUGUGUAAAGUCCAUGUGUUGGACCCGCGUGUUGGUGAGACCUGCUCAACACACAGGAAAGCCCAGUCCUCCCCGGACAUGCCUUGGCCAGACAGGAUUGUAGUGAGAGCCCUGAGGCCACAAAGAGCCGAGGUGCAGGGGUCAAGGGGUGCUUGUGGGUAGAUGCAUGCUCUCAGCCUCUCUCUUCUCUCAGCUCAGAGCCCUGGUGCUGUGGAGGAGAUUCUAGACCGGGAGAACAAGCGGAUGGCCGACAACCUGGCCUCCAAGGUCACCAGGCUCAAAUCGCUGGCCCUGGACAUUGAUAGGGAUGCAGAGGACCAGAACCGGUACCUGGACGGCAUGGACUCGGAUUUCACGAGCAUGACGGGUCUACUUACGGGGAGCGUGAAGCGCUUUUCCACAAUGGCGCGGUCUGGGCGAGACAACCGGAAGCUUCUGUGCGGUAUGGCUGUGGGCCUGAUCGUGGCCUUCUUCAUCCUCUCCUACCUCCUGUCGAGGGCAAGGACGUGAGCCAGUGGGAACUGGCUUCUGUGGGUGCCUGGAGCACACAGAAUCUUCCUCUGCCUGGCAUCCUGGGCUCUGGAGGACCUGCCUACAAAAUACUCUUUUGAAAUGAUGAUCGUGGCUUAGGACUCUUCUUCCUGUGUGGCUGGGAGCCUCUGACCCCGUGAGCUCAUGUUUGCUUGUCCUGUGUGUGCAAGGGGCCCAUCCCCUUUGGAAAACCAAAGCCCAGCUCUCUCUACCACCUUGAAUGCUAGAAGCCCCAGUAGGGCCUGGCCUAAGCAGAGCACCUGGGAAUGGACACGGCCACCUGUGGCAGCAGGCUUUCCCCUGGCUCUCAGGGUUCUGACAUCUCAAGGCUCCUCUGCCCUGUCCUUGUCUGGAUAAGGCCACAUCUGGUACUUGAGAUGCCUGGAGUUGACACAGGAAGGGGGUGUGGCUGUGAACCUCGAACCAUCGCCGUCACCUUCGACCAAGAGUCUUCGGUCUCAGAGAUGGCAGUUGUUCCUGUCCAGGGCUGCUGGGCACCAGCGGACCAGUGAGAGCCAAGGGUCCUCUCAAGAGGCCUCUGCCUGCCCUCCAGUUCCACGACUGAAGCCAGACCUUCAGGGAAGGCAGGGGGUUGAGGAUGGAGGAGUGAACUGCAGCCUUGGCUGAAGGCACAGAGCCCAGAUCCUUGUGGAUCUCCCAGGCAUAUAUCCAGGAGCAGAAACUGACAACUUCUCAGGAUUCAGGAUCUACCUGGCACCAGAGACCAGAUCUCUACAAAUAGGCCCAUCGGGCAUUUCAGAGUCAGGCAGGGUGUGAGGAGGGCCUCGUGUGGUUAUAGACAGGAAGCUUCAGGUAAGGGCUCUCUUCACAGAACCUAUAGAUUGCUUCUUCAGGGUCAUGGGUAGUUUCCACCAAGCCUGGCCCUUCCACCUGCAACAUUCUCUUGCCUCUCCCUGCACUCUCAUUCCCCACUUGGCCAGUCCCCUGCUCACACGAACUGAACCACAGGCCCAGACAAACCAGUGUCUUUUUCUUGCCCCACUGUGAGAUCCCAGCAUUCUUAUCUUCACAUAAAAACACCUGUAAGAAGCACGUCAUUAGCCCUGUGUCCUUUCUUCUCUGUGUCCCCGUCUUCUGCCGUCAUGGUUACUCCCUCUUACUCCCCAAGGCCCAUUGGCUCCCUGUCCACCUACUCGCACACUCAUACCACUUGUGGUCACACAUGUCAGCCACAGCCUGGCACCUGUGGGCCCCUGCCGCCUGCCUCGCUCUGCCUCUGGCCACCUGAGCUGCUGGCGCUGCUGCUGCUGCUGCUACUCCUCUCCCUUGCUGUCCACCCAGCAGGCCUGGCUCUCAUGCACUCACCACAGCACCCUUCUCUCUUCUACCCGACCUGGAUGGGCCCCUCAGCCUCCUGAGGAGGAGGAUCCCACCUCUGAUUUCUGUUCUGACUGCCCCCACCCCCCCAGCACGUGCUGCUUUCUCACCCGGUGAGGUUGGCUUCCUUGCCUCCAUGUCUCUGGGCUUGGCUGUUUCCCUGCCCUCCUUGAAACCCUUCACAGGCCCUGUGGCCUUGCCCUAGUCUGCACUGGCCCUGCGCACCACAGCUUUGGCUUAGUGCUCACUCAUCUCGGGUUGAACCUCGUCGAGGGGACUGGCCCACUGCUCACCAAGCUCAUGGCUGUUGCCCGUGUAGCAUCUCCAUCUGGUUGUUGCAGGCACUGCAGGCACACCCAAACCUGAGCUCUGUCGCCCCCCCCCCCGCUUCUGGGCCUGCUAACCUUGCUUCUUGAGAACGUGGCUCAGCCGUGGCAGCCACGCCCCUGAGCACCAGAGGAUGCCCUUACAUGCUGGGCCCACUCGACUUGCCAACACAGACCAGGAGUUUAGAGUUUGCACGUCUAACUCGGUGUCCUCCAGGAGUGCUUUGCCAUCUCAGACCUCCGGCUGCUACAUUUUCUCUGCAGCCCUUCUAUCUAUUUUGGGGUCUGAGUUGUAGUUUCUCCAGUUUACUUUUUUGUUUCUCAUUCUUACUGUUAGAAUGAGUUCCUGAAGGGGCCGUGUGUCACUGUGUCAGUAGAGUUUCCUGCGAGGCUUUCUCCCUCCUCCCACUCAGCCUUAUUCCUGUGGAUAAGUCAGGUUUGUGGGUGUUGAUCCCUAAGACUGUAAAGCAGAGCAGGAGUUGGGGCCCCUCUGUGCCAAGUGAACACAAGCUGCCAGGCUCUAUCCGUAAGUCAAGGACAAGGCAUUUAGCAAUAAAAAUAAUUUGGAAUAAACAGCCUCGUGAUGAAGUAAACACA